UCCAAACAAUAUUCUGUGCUUGUCCAUCAUUAUGGAAGGGAAGUUUAGAGAUAAUCGAUACACAAACAUAACCAAAUUGGGUUUUUUUUUAUGAGAACAAACUGCCCUGAGCUUGUCAGACUUACAGCCACUGACAAUGUUACACCCACAACUCCAAAUGUCUUAACAGGAAAUCAACAGCCCUGCUCUGAUAGCAGCAGAAAACAAGGGAUAAAUAGCAUACUGAUGUGUGCAUCAAGCGUUCCCAUACAGAAAGCUGCACCAGCCGUAACAGACGAUAUAUAUGUUUGUGGAUCACGUUGUGAUGGACAUGUUUCAUCUUAGGUGCCGUAUGCCGUCUUGCUGAAGCCUGUAACUGACCGUCACCAUCUACACCACCACCCAAAUCAAGCAAAAGUCCUUCCCCAGUGCCUUGCCCACCUCCUCCAUCUCUUCCACAAUCAGAUCCACCCAAGUAGCCUGUUGAGAGUUCUGUUACUUCCCCCAUCAGCACAGCACAGGGUCUGGGGUUCAGUGGGGUGUCAGUGUUUAAGUUAACGUUUCAGCCGCACCAAGGCCUUGUCAGUUUGGCAAACAGUCAGUGAUUUAAUCAGUUAAUUAGGACACGAGGGUGUCAGUUAUCUGAUGAGCUAGCUAGCUAAGUCGGUCAGCCAUUUGAUAAAUUCGCUAGUUAGCCACUCAGAUCGACUACUUUUGUCUCUCGGUGCAUCGUCCUGUAAGUCAUAAAGAUUCACAGAUUUACAGCUAACAGGUGUCAAAUCAGCUCUCACCAUGGCCCCAAAGAAGAAGGCAGCCCGUCAGAAAAAGACAGUGGUAGAGACAGUGGGGGUCGGCAGUGCUGUAAAGGUGGUAGAGAGUGACAAGAAGAUCGAGGAGGCAGCACUGGAUAUCGAGCAGCUGAACCACCUGAACGGGCUGCCCCUCCCUCCCCCGGUGACCAACCCCGGGGAGAAGGUGCUGAGCCUGGGCCGGGGCACUGAGUUGACACGACCCUUCCACGGCUCCGCCCUGCUGGAGGAGCUGAGCCGAAUGCGCCAAGAGCGCUUCCUCACCGACCUGGAGCUCGCCAGCAAGACCAAGGCCUUCGACGUGCACAAGCUGGUCAUCUCCUCCGUCAGCCAGUACUUCCGCGAGCUGCUGGCCAAGGAGCCCGAGCUGAAGCGAGUAGAGCUGCCCUCACUGUCCCCGCUCGGCCUGGCCAACGUGAUCACCUUCGCAUACCUGGGUCGUGUCCACAUGUCGCUGUACACCAUCGGCUGCACGGUGUCCGCCGCCUCCGUCCUGCAGAUGCCGCAGCUGCUGCAGCUGUGCGAGGACUUCCUGCUCGGCGAGCUGAGCGUGCAGACGUGCGUCUACGUGUGGAACAUCGCGGCGGCCUAUGGCCUGGGGGCCGUGCGGGAUGCCGCCCGCCGCUACCUGCUGGAGAACUUCGCCCAGUUCGCUGAGACGCCCCAGUUCACGCAGCUGACCCUAGAGCAGAUCACUGCCUUCCUGGAGGAUGACGGUCUGCUGUUGCCCUCGGAGGUUACGGCCUUCCAGGUGGCAAUGAAGUGGUUGGACUUCGACCCCAAGCGGCAUCCCCACGCAGCCGAGCUGCUGUCCCAUGUGCGCUUUGAGACGAUUGCAGCCAGCGAGCUGGUCAGCCAGGUGCAGCCAGUGGCCCGCAUGAUGCAGGAUGCGCAGUGUCACCGCCUGCUGGUCGAGGCAAUGAACUACCACCUGCUGCCGCACCAGCAGAAUGUCCUGCAGUCCAAACGCACGCGUGUGCGCGGGAGCCAGAGCGUCCUGCUCACGGUGGGGGGGCGGCCAUCCCUCACCGAGCGUGCUCUGAGCCGGGAGGUGCUCUGGAGGAACCCUCGUGAGGGCGUGGCCACCUGGCGCCAUCUCUCUCAGCUCCCCGCCAAGAGCUUCAACCAGAGCGUCGCCGUCAUGGACGGCUUCCUGUACGUGGCCGGGGGCGAGGACCAGAACGACGCCCGUAACCAGGCCAAACAUGCAGUGGGCACCCUAAGCAGGUAUGAUCCACGCUUCAACACCUGGUUGCAUCUGAGCAGCAUGCGUCAACGGCGCACGCAUUUCAGCCUGGUGGCCACCGGGGGGCGCCUGUAUGCUAUUGGCGGGCGCAACACCGAGGGGCUGCUGGCAACCACGGAGAGCUACCUGCCAUCGUCUAACAGCUGGCAGCCGCGCGCGCCGCUUGACAUUCCCCGAUGCUGCCACGCCGGCACCGCACUCCCCACUGGCGAAAUCCUCAUCACCGGCGGCUACGUCAAUCGCGCGUACUCGCGCUCCGUGCUCAGCUACAGCCCCGAGACGGAUACCUGGGCGGAGUGUGAGGGGCUUUCCACGCCCCGCGGCUGGCACUGCGCGGCCACUCUAGGCGGGAAGGUGUACGUGGUGGGUGGGAGCCAGCUGGGGCCCGGGGGUGAGCGCGUCGACGUCCUGCCCAUGGAGAUAUUCUCCCCGGAGAGCAGGCAGUGGAGCCAGGCUGCACCUUUGCCCCUAGGGGUCAGCACUGCCGGCCUGGCGGCCCUCAACGAGCAGCUGUACCUGCUGGGUGGCUGGAAUGAGGCGGAGAAGCGCUACAAGGCGGCGGUGCAGCGCUACGACCCCGACACCGACAGCUGGUCCGCUGGCGAGGAGCUGCCCGAGCCCACGGUGGGCGUCUCCUGCUGUGUGCUGUCCCUGCCACCGCGCCACAAUCCGCGCAAGCAACGGCACGCGCCCGGGCCUGGACACAGCCCCGAGGAGCCGCCCGCAAAGGAAAGCGGCACAGCGGCACAGCCGACCAGCGGCUAAAUGAGAGGGAGGCAGGGUCAAGGAGCAAGAGGAGAGAGAUGGAGAUGGGGGGGGGGAUGACGGAAGGACAGGAAGUAGCAGGGUAGGCGGAAGUGAAACAGGAAGUAGAUUAAAAACACAGGAAAGGUAUCAUGCCUUAGCUGCAGGGUGUCCCAUAGGUUGUACGUCAGAAGGGCUUUUAUUAGCGAGUGGCUGAACAUCAGGGGUCUGUGUGGUGAGCCGAGCGAGAGAAACGGCGCCCCCUAACAUUAGUGUGUGUAACUGCAGGUGAAUGUUAUCUGGGUUACUUAGUGUAACGGAGAUGCUUCAGCAAAAAAAAAUAAAAUAAGAUUAGAUCAAAAGGAAGCACUUUACAUGUGCAAGGAGAGAAACGUAUAAAGGUUACAAGAAAAAGAGAAAAAAAACAAACGAAGUCGGAAUUGAAACCCCAGACAGGUAGCUCGACCAUCAGGCCGCCAACUGCACCUUCCAACAGGAAGCUCAGUUAACAGCAUACUUUUAAUUUACCUUUUAAACUGUUCAUGAAACCCACAGAACAGACCAGAAUAUGAGUCACCUACUGAAAUUUGACUCCAGAUUAAUGGUUCCGUGGGCUACGGUGGGUCCAAUGCUACCUCUAUCCUAGGAAAAUGAGCCAGUCCAUUAGUGUUGUGGGGGUCUUGUCCACUUACUGAAGCCCGAUCCAUCCUGGGAUACGAGGGGGGAGGGGAAAGCUGAACUUGCUCAAAAACUAUUUUGGCCUAUUUUCAAUGUAACUUCCAUUUCACUUACAAUGCGGACAUUUGUUAGACAAAAGUAUCCUGGGGAUAAAAUGCAAGCCUCAUGUUUGCGUGUCUCAAAGCCGCCCUGUCCGAGGUAUUUACAAAAUAAAAGCAUAUCCCUAAAUGCUCCAGCUUAA
Messenger RNA from Paramormyrops kingsleyae, 3697 nucleotides. The record is from RefSeq and is a predicted model, not a curated record. Lineage: Eukaryota; Metazoa; Chordata; Actinopteri; Osteoglossiformes; Mormyridae.